AUGGAAGCGGUUGACAUGGAGAUGGACACUUCCCAACAAAACUCUUCUGAUCCUCUCUUGUUUGCCAGAAGCUACCAGGUCGAAGCACUAGAGAAAGCUAUCAACCAAAACACGAUAGCUUACUUGGAAACCGGCUCCGGCAAGACACUGAUCGCCAUCAUGCUUCUCCGAUACUACGCCUGCCUUAUUCGGAAGCCUUCGUCCUUUUUUGCCGUCUUCUUGGUUCCCCAAGUAGUCCUGGUUAAACAACAAGCUGAUGCUCUGGAAAUGCAUACGGACUUGAAAGUGGGCAAAUACUGGGGAGACAUGGAGGUCGACUUUUGGGAUGGUGCGAAAUGGAACCAAGAAUUCGAGACAUAUGAGGUGCUUGUUAUGACGCCUCAACUUUUACUCAAUGGAUUGCGCCAUGGAUACUUCAAAAUGAACAUGAUAAAGGUACUCAUAAUGGAUGAAUGCCACCAUGCCAAAGGAAUGCACCCUUAUGCUUCCAUCAUGAGAGAAUUCUAUCAUCGUCAUUCGGAAAGCGGUGUAUCUAACCUUCCUAGGAUCUUUGGGAUGACUGCUUCCCCUAUUAACACAAAAGGGGAAAGAUCGGCUGAUGGCUAUUGGAGGAAGAUCCAUGAGCUGGAAACAAUCAUGAAUUCAAAGGUAUAUACAUGUACAAGUGAAUCAGUACUUGCUCAGUUUGUUCCAUUUUCGACUCCAAAGUUCAAGUUUUACAAGCAUAUGAAAAUACCAAAUGACAUGUAUACACACUUGGAGAAGGAACUAGAUGAUUUAAAAGUGAAGCAUGAAUGUUCGUUGGACAGUUUGGAUCUUGAAGCUUCUGCAGUAACGUCUGCAACGAAAAAGAUAUCGAAGAUACAUUCGGUUUUAAUAUACUGUUUAAACGAGCUCGGUGUCUGGUUGGCUUUUAAGGCUGCAGAGUACUUGUCAUGUUCUGAAAAUGAGUUUCUUCCAUGGGAGAGAUUGGAAGUGUGUGCUGAGAAAAUUAUUAGGAAAUUCAGUUCGGAUGCUUUCCGUGCAAUUAAACCGUGCUUACCAUCUGGUCCAGAUUGGACCAUUGGUGAUGAUAUUAAAGGCAGCGUGGAUGCCGGGUUUCUGACCACAAAAGUUUUAUGCCUUACUGAAUCUCUUUUCGAAUACAGGGCGUUGAAGGACAUAAGAUGUAUAAUUUUUGUACAACGGGUUUUGACAACCAUUGUACUUCAGUCGCUACUGAGUGAAUUGCUUCCGAAGUACAGUAGUUGGAAGGCUAAAUACAUUGCAGGAACUAGCUCCGGAUUGUUAAACCAGACUAGAACAAAACAAAAUGACAUUGUAGAAGAAUUCCGUAAAGGGAUGAUUAACAUAAUCGUUGCAACUUCGAUCCUCGAAGAAGGGUUGGAUGUCCAAUCCUGCAACUUAAUAAUCAGAUUUGAUCCUUCAUCGAACAUUUGUAGUUUCAUACAGUCUCGAGGACGUGCUCGAAUGCAGAAUUCAGAUUAUCUAUUAAUGGUGGAGAGCGGGGAUUCGAGAACACUAUCUCGACUGCAGGAGUAUCUUGCUUGUGGAGAAGUAAUGCGAAAGGAAUCGUUAAGCCACGCAUCCGAUCCGUGUUCUCCUCUAACUAACGACUCGUAUGAUGAAGAGUUCUACCGAGUUGAAAGUACAGGGGCACGUAUGACUCCUAGUUCCAGUGUUGGUCUGAUACGCUACUAUUGCUCACGUCUCCCUGGAGACAUGUACUUUAAACCGAGCCCGAGGUGUGUCGAAGACAAGGAAAUGGGGAUUUGCACCAUCCAUUUACCCAAGAGUUGUCCUAUACAAAUUGGUUCUGUCAAGGGAAAUAAUAGUAAAAACCUCAAGAAAAAGGCAUGCUUUGAAGCAUGCAAGCAACUCCAUCAAAUUGGUGCUUUAACAGAUCACCUUGUGCCUGAUGUUGUUGAAGAAAAGGAUGUGGAAGAAACUGGGAAGGAACCCUAUAAUGAUGAUCAACCUAUUUUCUAUCCACCUGAGCUGGUUACUCAGGGAUCACAGGAGCCACUGGCAAAGUAUUACUGCUACUUAAUGGAGUUGAAUCAGAACUUCGACUGCGAGUUUCCUGUUCAUAACGUCGUGCUUCUCUUGAGGAAUCAGCUUGAAAUGGAUGAAAGAAGUGUGGAAUUUGAAAUGGAAGUUGAUAGGGGUGCUUUAACAGUUAACUUGAAACAUAUUGGAUCAAUUAGUCUUUAUUCGGACCAGAUUAUAGUGUGUAGAAGGUUUCAGAUCGCCGUUUUUCGAGUUCUUAUGGACCGUAAAGCAGAGAAGUUGACAGAGAUGUUGUGUGACCUUACUUCAGGGAACUCUGACAUUGAUUUUCUUCUUCUUCCAUCAAAUUACGUGGACCAGAAACCUGCCAUUGAUUGGUUCGCAGUUUCUUCUGUCUUGUUUUCUUAUGAAAAUGUCUGGAAUCGUCACAAGAACUGUAAUGCUGGUCUGAUACAGACCAAAAGUGGCAUGUUAUGCGCUUGCAUGAUUGAGAAUUCGUUGGUCUCUACCCCUCACAAUGGCCAUGUCUAUAUCAUCAAUGGUUUUCGAAACAAUUUAAAUGCGAAUUCGGUGUUGAAGAUGAGUGAUGGAAGCGAAAUGACCUACAAGGAGUAUUAUCGACAACGGCAUGGUAUUCGAUUACGUUUCGAUCAAGUCAGUUUCCUUUCGGCACGAGACAUUUUCCCUGUACGUAAUCACCUUCAAAGGUGCAGAAAACAGAAGGAGAAAGAAUCAAGUAAUGCAUUUGUAGAAUUGCCUCCUGAACUUUGUGAUGUCCUCAUGUCUCCCAUAUCGAUUAGCACGUUUUAUUCUUUCGCAUUCGUUCCAUCGAUCAUGCAUCGGAUCGAGUCUUUACUCCUUGCUACCAGCUUGGGAAGGAUGAUUCAUCCGGUUCACUGCGUGCAGAAUGUUGCUAUUCCAACCAUGAAGGUUUUGGAGGCAAUUACAACCAAGAAGUGCCAGGAAAGUUUUCAUUUGGAAUCGCUGGAGACACUCGGCGACUCUUUUCUGAAGUACGCCGUUUGCCGGAAGCUAUUCCAAACACAUCAAAAUCAUCACGAGGGCCUUCUCAGUAUCAAGAAGGACAGAAUCGUUUCAAACGCAGCUCUUUGCUUCCUAGGGUGUAACAAGAAGCUUCCGGGAUUUAUCCGCUAUGAGCCUUUCGAUCCGAAAAGUUGGAUGAUUCCUGGUUGUCGUUCAGGAAUUUAUACUUCUUUCAAUGAGGAGACGCUUUGCAACUCAAGAAAAAUGUAUGUUAGUGGGAGAAGAAAGGUGAGAAGUAAAAAGAUUGCUGACGUUGUCGAGGCACUUAUCGGUGCAUAUCUUAGCACCGGAGGCGAAGCCGCCGCCUUAUCAUUUAUGAAGUGGCUCGGUAUAACUACCGAGGUUCCGGACAUACAGGAUGAACGACGAUUUGAAGUGCAGGCUCAAAAUUUUGUUAAUGUCCGGUACUUGGAAUCACUUCUGAAAUAUUCAUUCAAAGACUCAUCUGUGUUGGUGGAAUCACUAACACAUGGGUCUUACAUGCUUCCUGCUAUUCCGGGAUGCUAUCAGCGGCUGGAGUUUCUUGGGGAUUCUGUUCUAGACUACCUCAUUACUCUGUAUUUUUACAACAAAUAUCCCGGCAUCGUGCCGGGAUUGUUAACCGAUCUGAGGUCGGCAUCGGUUAACAACAACUGCUACGCGUUAUCGGCCGUCAAGGCCGGGUUGCAUAAGCACAUUCUCCAUGCUUCGCAGAAGCUACACAAGGACAUGAAAGAAACUGUCCAAAGUUUCCAUGAAUCAUCGUUGGAACAUACUUUUGGUUGGGAAUCAGAAAAAUCUUUCCCCAAGGUACUCGGGGACGUGAUGGAGUCGCUCGCCGGUGCCAUACUCGUCGACUCGGGGUACGAUAAAGACAUCGUGUUCCGGUGUAUAAGGCCGCUGUUGGAGCCGAUGAUCACCCCCGAAACAAUGACGGUUCACCCCGUGAAAGAGCUGUACGACCUGUGUCAGAAAGAACAUUAUGAACUAAGAAAACGGGUCGUCUCACGCGACGAUGGCGUUUCUUCGAUCACGAUCGAGGUCGAAGCGAAUGGCAGGGUGUUCAAGCACACAUCCACAGCUUCGAAUAAAAAGAUGGCGAAGAAACUGGCUUCCAAAGAAGUUCUGAAAUCCGUAAAGGCGGCUAAUUUUAGCUAGCU
This is a messenger RNA of Hibiscus syriacus, 4193 nucleotides long. Its product is annotated as endoribonuclease Dicer homolog 2-like. Gene Ontology annotation, cellular component: cytoplasm; nucleus. The record is from RefSeq and is a predicted model, not a curated record. Bases 1 to 4191 code for a protein of 1396 amino acids. Gene Ontology annotation, biological process: siRNA processing. NCBI's taxonomy places the organism in Eukaryota, Viridiplantae, Streptophyta, Magnoliopsida, Malvales, Malvaceae. Gene Ontology annotation, molecular function: ribonuclease III activity; protein binding; DNA binding. The transcript is spliced from 21 exons.